Emericellopsis atlantica is the source of this 691-nucleotide messenger RNA. RefSeq lists its product as uncharacterized. The transcript is spliced from 3 exons. Bases 1 to 411 code for a protein of 136 amino acids. The record is from RefSeq and is a predicted model, not a curated record. Gene Ontology annotation, biological process: mitochondrial respiratory chain complex III assembly. Lineage: Eukaryota; Fungi; Ascomycota; Sordariomycetes; Hypocreales; Bionectriaceae. Gene Ontology annotation, cellular component: mitochondrial membrane.
AUGGGAAAGAAACCGACAAACUGGCGGUUAUGGGGCAAGGUAGCCGUUGUGAGCGUAAUCGUCGCCGUCGGUGGCCCGGCGUUCACAGCCUGGCUGUCCCCGUCUGAAGAAGAAAUUCGAGCCAAAUACAACCCUGAUCUCCGACGAAGAAGUAUCGAGGGCAAAGCGCAGCGCGAACAAGAGUUUGACGAGUUUGUGACAAGACUCAAGGAAUACAGCAAGUCGGACAAACCAAUCUGGAUUGUUGUAAAGGAGGAAGAGGAGAGGAUGAAGAAGAAGGCCAUUGCUGAUGCGAAGAACCGGGAGAAAGAGGCAGAGGCUCGCAAAGCUGAGAUGAGAAGGGAAGCUUUACAACCUACGCCGGCAGAGCAGCCCAAAUCAUCUUCCUGGUUUAGUUGGGGUGGGAAAUGAUGUGGCCUAAUGGAAUCCGCGGUUGUAAUUACGGCAUUGUAUGGACGGCUAUCUUUGCGUCAUGUACUUAUAUCAUUGUUCAAUUACACCUUGAUGAGCCCAUGGAAUGCGCUUUCAAAAUGGGAAUCUGUGCAAUGGUCAUUCUGAGGCAUUGCGUUUAGGUGCAGUCGGUGACUCGACCCUUUACACAGAAGAUAUCUCGGCAGCAACAACGUGAAAUGAUAGAUACUAUUCUGUAUCCCUCGUGAAGGCAGAGUAGAUAGGGGGCAAGCUUAUGACA